AUGAUGAAUAUUAUAUUAUCGUUUUUUAUAUUACUAAUUUCUGUAAAUGUUAAAGGUGCUACAUUUCAAGAUGAAAAUAAUAACAUUCCCAAACCAAUUGCAUAUGAGUCGGUAUCCCAACCAAAUGCAAUGCUUAUAUAUGAUAAUAAAGGCCAUAAUAAAUAUUUAAAUGCAAUUAAUGAUACUUUUUGUGAUCAAUCAAAAAAUACAAAAUAUGCAUAUGAAGGUGGAAAUUACCAUUUGGUUAUAACAGGGUUUGAUAUAUCCUUAGAUAACUCUAGUUAUGGUAUAGGACAUUAUUUUUCUAAAAAAAAACUUGAAGCAUUAAAAUUAGGAACAAAAUAUUUUAUAUCUUAUUUAAAGGAUAGAUUUCGAUAUUUAAUGUCACGAUAUAUGUAUAAAUAUGAUUUUGAAACAAAUUAUGCUACCGAUUUAACGAUCUUAGUUGAUGAUUUAAAAUCGUUGAUAUAUGAUAGGUUUAAUUACGAGUUAAAACAUAAUCAUAUAAAAAUCAAAAAAGAACCAGAAGAUGAAAAACUCAAAAAAAGAUCACGUGAUAUUUUUAAAAUCCUUGUGCAAUGUUCAGCUAUAAGGCUUCAAGGUUAUAUCAUUAAAACAAUAAAAGAUGAAGAUCAAAUUUAUUUAAGCAAAGAAUCUAGCCUUUAUUUUACUAUCGCUUUAAGUAACUAUCAAUCACGUGCUACUUACGAUUUUAAAUUUCCAGAAUAUGAAAUUGUUGAAGCAGAUGCUAAAUCUUUAAGAAAAUCAUAA
This is a messenger RNA of Plasmodium yoelii, 771 nucleotides long. RefSeq names its product fam-d protein. Bases 1 to 771 code for a protein of 256 amino acids. Lineage: Eukaryota; Apicomplexa; Aconoidasida; Haemosporida; Plasmodiidae. The record is from RefSeq and is a predicted model, not a curated record. The transcript has a single exon.